Molecule: messenger RNA, 5396 nt
Organism: Sander lucioperca (pikeperch)
Lineage: Eukaryota; Metazoa; Chordata; Actinopteri; Perciformes; Percidae
Exons: 8
Coding region: 344-3901 (1185 amino acids)
Molecular function (GO): GTP binding
Source: RefSeq, a predicted model, not a curated record
GAUUGACUGAUUGAUUAAUUGAUUGUCCGCCCCGUGCUCUCGCGGUUUUACCUUGGAGGAUUCUAUGAGGAACUUUCAGGGAAAUGAAAUUAUUGUUCAAAAGCCAAAAUGACACAAGGAGGGGAGGAUUAGUCAUAGAAAUGUGUCCAAUGCUGCUGAGGAGGCUGGUCUUAUCAGACAAAUCAUGACUAGAUGAGAGGACAGAGGAGACAUGGAGGGAACUGCACCAGAAAAGGGCAACAGCACACUCAGCUGAAAUAGUCAGUCAUAUUCAUAUACAGUUCUUAGGUUAAAGUUAGUUUCCAGUUGAAUUGGUCUCUAAUGUUUCCAGUGAAGUGACAUCAUGGCGACUGCACCACCAGUGUCUGAGCUGAGGGUUAUUCUGCUCGGGAACAGCUGGUCUGAGAGGAGUUCAGUGGGGAACUUGAUACUGGGAGAGACUGUGUUCAACACUGAGGAAGAACCAGUCUUUCUGAGAGUCAGUGGACAAAUUGAAGAGAAACAAAUAGUUGUCAUCAACACUCCUGAUCUGUUGCUUCCAAACAUCUCUGAAGACAGACUAAGAAAACAUGUAGAAAACUGUGUGAAACACUCUGAUCCUGGCCCUCAUGUGUUCCUGCUGGUUCUACAGCCUGAAGACUUCACUGAGAAACACAAACUGAGACUCUGCAGAGUCCUGAAACUCUUCAGUGAUCGGUCAUUUGAUCAUUCACUGGUGCGGAUAUCACCACCCAGAGAGGAGAGUUCAGGUUUCAUGUCAAAAUAUGCACAAAAUCUACCCUUAAAAGACAUGAUCAGCAAAUGUAGAUCCAGAUACAUGAGGCAGAAGAGCCUUGAACUUUCAGAGCUGUUAACGUACUUGGAUCAAAUUGUAAGUAACAAUGGAGGACAUUUGAGGUGUGAUUCAUUUAAAGACGCAAAGUUUGCUUUGCAUGGUGAUCAUCGUCUAAAAAAACAGGAAACGUCCAUUGCUGACUUGAACGCUGUAAAACCUCCUGGGCGGAAAUCUUUGGUGGAAACUGUAACCAGCUGGUUCACACCAAACACAUCACACAACCCAUCAGCAGUGGAAAGCACAAUGAACCAAACAUCUGGACUCAGGAUUGUGAUGUUGGGGAAUAGUGAAGAUUCAAAGACAACACUCGGCAACUUCAUCCUUGGUAGCCAAGACUUUGAUUUCCAGAAACAUACCCCACUUAAACAUGGUGUGGCCAUCUCUGGAGAUUGGAAUGGACAUUUGCUAACAGUAGUGAAAACUCCAGACAUCUUCAGCCUGCAUGCAGAAGCAGUCAGAGAAGAGAUGAAAAGGACUAUCAGUCUUUGCCUCCCUGGACCAAAUGUCCUGCUGCUGUUAGUAAAUCCUUCUGAGUUCACUGAGGAGAACAGACAAACACUGGAGUUCAUCCUGAGUAUGUUUAGUCAAGAUGCCUUUCAACACUCAGUGGUCGUUACGACACAUGAGGGGAAUGAAACAAGUUUCACUGUGAACCAACUCCUUAAAGGCUGUGACGACAGACACUGCAGCAUGUUAACAAUUGACCGCACAUUGUUAAUGGAGAAGAUUGAGAGCAUUGUGCAUGAAAACAAAGGAACCUUCCUCACCUUCACUGAAGACACCAUCAGACCAACAUCUGGACACAUCAGACCAGCUUUAAACCUGGUUCUGUGUGGGAGGAGAGGAGCAGGGAAGACUUCAGCAGCCAAGGCUAUUUUAGGUCAGACAGAGCUUCAUUCAGUCUCCAACUCAUCAGAGUGUGUUAAACAUCAGGGAGAGGUGUGUGGACGUCGGGUUUCCCUGGUGGAGCUGCCUGCCUUGUAUGGAGAAGGUCAGGAGGCAGUGAUGGAGGAAUCAUUCAGGUGUAUCUCCCUCUGUGAUCCUGAGGGCGUCCAUGCCUUCAUCCUGGUCCUCUCUGUGGGUCCCCUCACUGAUGAAGACAAGGGAGAGUUACAGACCAUCCAGAACACUUUCAGCUCUCGAGUCAAUGACUUCACCAUGAUUCUGUUCACUGUGGAGUCAGAUCCUAAAACUCCAGCUGUUGUUCAUUUUCCAAAGGAAAACAGGGACAUCCAGGAGCUCCGUCAGAACUAUGGAAGAAGAUGUGUUGUUCUCAACAUCAAGGACCAGCAGCAGAUUGCAGAGAUGUUGGAUGGUGUGGACAUACCAUACGGCUAUACAACAGAAACAUUUGCACAUGCCCAAAUAGAAAAAAUCAUACAACAAGAGAAACGUAUCAACAUGCAACAAGCUGAACUUCAGACGCUGAAAAAUAGCAACAUCACACGUGAUGAUGAGAAGCAGAGCCCAGAAUGUCUCAGGAUUGUGCUGAUAGGGAAGACCGGCUGUGGAAAGAGCUCUACAGGAAACACCAUUCUAGGAAGAAAGGAGUUUAAAGCUGAAACAAGCCAAACAUCAGUGACCAAACAUUGUCAGAAAGCAGAGACUGUAGUGAACGGUCGUACUGUCGCUGUGGUCGACACUCCUGGUCUGUUCGACACAACUUUGUCCCAUGAAGAGGUUAAUGAGGAGAUGGUGAAAUGCAUCAGUCUUCUGGCUCCAGGACCUCAUGUCUUCCUGGUGGUGUUACAAAUUGGCAGAUUUACACCAGAGGAAAAGGAGACAAUGCAACGUAUCGAGAAAGGCUUUGGCAAGAAUGCUAAAAAGUUCACCAUCAUUCUUUUAACUGGAGGAGAUUCACUGGAACAUGACAAUGUGUCCAUUGAUGAGUACAUUUCAAAAGGAUGUGAUUCCUUUGAGAAACUGAUCACUGACUGUGGAGGAAGAUACCAUGUGUUCAAUAACUAUGAGGAACAAAACCGGACACAAGUCAGUGAGCUGAUAACCAAGAUUGACACCAUGGUGAAGGAAAAUGGAGGCAGCUGCUACAGCAAUGAGAUGCUGCAAGAGGCUGAGGCAGCUAUACAGAAAGAAGUGGAGAAGAUCCUGAAGGAGAAAGAAGAAGAGAUGCAGAGAGAGAGGGAGGUACUGGGAAGAAAAUAUGAAGAAGAAAUGGAAGCAAUGAAAACAAGAAUGGAAGAACAGAGAGCAGAAAUUGAACAGGAGAGAAAACUGAGAGAAAAACAACGUGAGGAAUACAUCAACAAGGAGCUUGAAGAAAGAAAGAAAGAACAAGGAAGGAGAGAUGAAGAAGACCAGGUGAAGAAAAUACAGGAAGGAUUACAGCGACAGGACUGGGAAAGAAAACUUAAAGUUAUGGAGGAAAACAUAAAACAAGAAUUCAAAUCAAAGGAAACCAUUGACAGAAAGCUGAGGCAGAAAACAGAAGAGAUGAAGGAAAAACAAGAGGCUUGGGAAAAGGAACGGAAAGAGUGGUGGGAGAAAAGAGAUCAGGAAUAUAAGCAGAGGCAACAGGAAGAACAUGCAAUAAUUGAGCAGGAAAAAGAAAAAUAUGAAAACAACAGAAAAGAAGAGGAUAGAAUCAGACGAGAACAGGAGGAAAAAGAGCGAAAGGAACUGCAGGAAAACUAUGAGAAUAGGCUGGUGCAUAUGAAGGAGGAAUAUGAAGAGGAAGCCAGAAAGAAAGCGGAGGAAUUCAAUAAAUUCGGAGAGAAGUGCAUGAAGGAGUUGAAAGAGCGCGAGGAACAAAUGAAAGCCAAAGAUGAACAAUACGACAUCUUACAGGCCCUUUCAGCUCAGAGUGAAGAACAAAUGAAGAAAAAACAUCAAGGAGAACUCAAUAACUUAGUGAGGUGUUUCACCAAAAAAAGAGAAAAUGUUAAAAGAAUCCGUAACUUGCUGAAAAAACAAGAUCAAGACAUGAGGGUGGUGAGAAAUCUGAAGGAUAAGGAAAACCUGCAGAAAACACAUGAAAACCAAAUAAGUGACUUGAUACAGGAACUUUUGAAAGGAAUAGAUGAACCACAUUGGUGUCCCAUCUUAUAAGGCAUUUUAUUUUGUAGCCAUGCUAGUGGCUUGGCUCUAGGGAUCUGUCCAUCUGCCAUCUGUCCAGACUGAAACAUGUCAACAACUUUUGGGUAGAUUGCUAAUAAAUGAUGACGUUUUGGUUUCACAUGGGACACUAACAGCAGUCUGUUUGUAUAACCAAUCCAUCCACCCCGGACUUCUGGUUAGAAUAGAAUUUGUGAAUGUCAAAAACGAAUGUAAUCCAACAUGUAAUUGAGAAUGCAUUUUAGCUGUAUGGGAAUGUCAUUUUUAGGGGACACGGCUUGACUUUGGUGAGCCGCUAACAUUUGAUCUAUAGCGCCAUCAUCAGCUCACCAUUUGAAUGUGUCCAAUAAUUUGGUUUGUGAACACAGCCUAUUUUCUCCUUUAGUCAGUGAACUAUGGUAUAAUGUGUGAUAUCAGACUCCCAGGUGCCUCAAUAUAUGAACAUAAUUGGACGAUGGAGGUAAAGGUUUGCUUCCUUGAUUAUUUAUCAGAACGUUUGUUUAGAUUUUUUUUUGGGGGGGGAUUUACUCAAUAUCUUCUUAUAAAGCUUAUCAAGUCAAUAUGCAAUCAAACUGGCUGUAAAUAUAUAAUACAGUUUACAAUGUUCUAAGAUGGAGAACAUUAAACAGGCACAUAUGAGUGAGAGUGGGCACCGACUAUAGACACUUCAAAGCCUGGUUAAAAACUUGUAGCAAAUGUGCAGUUAAUGAUGGAAAUAAUGCUUACAAUAAACUGUUUUUAUUAAUCACUCUCCAACUCUCCAUUAAUGUUCGAAAGCAGAGAAGCCCUGGUAAAUCAGUCUUAUAACUUAAUAUGAGUAAUUAUUGCAGUAUGUGUUGUCCACAGCAGCUUUAUACUGUAUGAAAAACUGUUUGAGUUCAUUGAAUCCCUGCAGCCAUCUGAUGGCAGCAUGACAUGUAUGUAUAAACCCAUAGAAAUAAAAUGGUUAUACAUCUGCAGCCUCUUCAGAACUCAGUGACAUUAAAGCGGUAGUUUGGAUCUUUUGAAGAGGUUUUAUGAGGUACUUCUCCAUAGUCAGUAGAUGGCGGUCGGCAUGCCCGCGGUUUGGAGAAGCCAACAGGAAUAAUGAUGUGUUGCCUUCUUCUGCAAUGUUUAGUUGGGAGUAAUAACCUAUUCUGCAAUUUCUUUUCUUUUUUCCAAAUUGUUGUGUAGCCUACUUAUUUACAGAUAACAACUCAGUAUAAAAAAUACUUCAACAGCUGGGGGCUAUGAUUGAUCAUUAGAAUGACUCUUUCAUUUUUAAAGAAGAUAUUUUGUACAUAUUUUAUUUUAUUUCUUUACAUUUUUUCAUAUUUUAUUGUCAAUGUUCUAUUCUUCUGGACUUUUAAAAUACUUGCUUUUUAUCUUUUUCAUUUUCUCUUACUAUGUUUAUUGUUAUGCAUAAAAUACCAUGAUGAUAUAAUGCAUGUGGAACUUGGUAAUAAGCUUGAUUUUGAUAUUAAACAAACAUGAAUAUAAUUUAAACUGC